AAAAUGUGGAGCCUGUGGUCCAGGAUAUGCAAGUCCUUUGCAAGCCAUGAAAGGUCCCCGGGAGGAGAUCCUGUACCUGCCUUGCAUCUACAGGAACACGGGCGUGGAGAAGCCUGACUACCUGGCCACGGUGGACGUGGACCCCACGUCUCCACAUUACUGCCAGGUGAUCCACCGCCUGCCCAUGCCCAACCUGAAGGACGAGCUCCAUCACUCGGGCUGGAACGCCUGCAGCAGCUGCUUCGGGGACGCCACCAAGAGGAGGAAUCGCCUCAUUCUGCCCAGCCUCAUCUCCUCCCGCAUUUACGUGGUGGAUGUGGGCACAGUCCCGCGAGCGCCCACCAUCCAUAAGGUUGUGGAGCCGGUGGAGCUGUUCUGGAAGGGCAAUGUGGCUCAUCCCCACACCUCCCACUGUCUGGGCAGUGGUGAGAUUGUCAUCAGCUGCUUGGGAGACCCUUCUGGCAAUGGAAAAGGUGGCUUUAUUCUGCUGGAUGGAGAGACCUUUGAAGUGAAGGGAAAUUGGGAGAAAGGGGAAAAAAUACCCUCGCUGGGUUAUGACUUCUGGUAUCAGCCACGGCAUAAUGUCCUCAUGAGCACCGAGUGGGGAACACCAAAAGUACUUGCAGGAGGGUUUGACCCAGCUGAUUUAGAGAAAGGUCAUUACGGCCGCCACAUUAAUGUGUGGGACUGGAACUCUCAUAAGUGGAUUCAGUCAAUUGACGUAGGGAAGAACUCUGUGCCUCUGGAAAUCCGAUUCCUCCACGAUCCAGCUGCUUCAGAAGGGUUUGUGGGAUGUGCUAUGAGUGGUGCUGUGCAUCGUUUCUACAAAACUGAGAAAGGAGACUGGGCAGCAGAGAAGGUGAUUGAAGUACCCAGCAAGAAGGUGAAGGGAUGGUUUCUCCCUGAUAUGCCCGGUCUCAUUACUGAUAUCCUCAUCUCGCUGGAUGACAGAUUCCUGUAUUUCAGUAACUGGCUGCACGGAGACAUCCGGCAGUACGAUGUCACCAACACCCGCAAGCCCAGGCUGGUGGGACAGGUGUUUCUGGGAGGCAGUAUCACAAAAGGUGGCCGUGUGACAGUAGUGGAAGACCAGGAGCUGCAGUGUCAGCCAGAACCAUUUGUGAUCAAAGGGAAGAAGGUCCAGGGUGGCCCUCAGAUGCUUCAGCUGAGCCUGGAUGGGAAGCGGCUGUACGUCAGCACCUCUCUCUACAGCGCCUGGGACAAGCAGUUCUACCCAGAUCUCAUCAAGGAAGGCUCUGUUCUGCUGCAGAUUGAUGUGGAUACUGAAAAAGGCGGAUUGAAAGUAAAUACCAACUUCCUGGUGGAUUUUGGGAAGGAACCUGACGGGCCUGUCCUAGCUCACGAGAUUCGUUACCCUGGCGGAGACUGUACCUCUGAUAUCUGGAUGUAAUUGUUUUAUGGAGCUGUUUUCUUUGUGCUUUUCUCUCUUUUUUCCCUCUGUC
Messenger RNA from Tinamus guttatus (white-throated tinamou), 1463 nucleotides. Its product is annotated as methanethiol oxidase. NCBI's taxonomy places the organism in Eukaryota, Metazoa, Chordata, Aves, Tinamiformes, Tinamidae. The record is from RefSeq and is a predicted model, not a curated record. Gene Ontology annotation, molecular function: selenium binding; protein binding.